AUGUCUUCUCCCACGACUGGAACGUUAGGAGGUCCUUCUUCUUCAUCGAGGUCCUCGAUCACUCCACUCAAACUCACUCCCUUUCUGAAAAUGUUCCUUACACUCAUGUAUUGGGAACCCUUUGUCUAUGAAAUGUUCUUUGGGAGUGUGUUAAUGUUAUUCCCUAAUGUUCGGUUCGUAUUGGGGAGUUUCAUGCCUCAACAUUUAGUGGAAGUCAUACUCACUGGAAACCUGCCCUUGCACACAACGACAACAACCACAACAACAACCACCACAACGACAACAACCCUUUCAUCCCUUGCUUCCAACAAUGAUUUGAGAAACUUGAUCUUUUUCCUGAUUCGUUUCUCUGGUAUGGUCUUAUUCGCCUUUGGAGUGCUUCAUCAUUUACUUCUUAGGCAUUGCUAUAAGGACUUGGCACAUUCCAAUGGUUCGUAUCUCAUCGAGAGAGUUCCUCUCUUCCAUUGGACCAUGUUGUCUCUCUGUGUUGGUGAUUUACUUCAUAUGGGCUUUGUUUGGAAAUACCUUCUCGUGGAUACUCUACCAAAUAAUUUGCUGUUGGUUGGAGCCGAUGUGUUGGGAACGAAAGAGUUCUUAUGGCCCAUUCUUCCAGUGUUAUUCCCGACCGUUCUCACACUAAUGGUGUUUGUGAUAAGAGUCAUGUUCUUGGGCCUCUAUUCCAGCAAGAGCAGCAUGUAUGGAAGAGUGUUCGGGUUCGGACCAUGGAGGAACAUUUCCUCACAACAAGAACAACAGCAACAACAACAACACGUGAGAAGAAUUCCAGUGGAAUAA
Messenger RNA from Naegleria fowleri, 795 nucleotides. RefSeq lists its product as uncharacterized. The record is from RefSeq and is a predicted model, not a curated record. The coding region runs from base 1 to 795 and encodes 264 amino acids. The transcript has a single exon. NCBI's taxonomy places the organism in Eukaryota, Heterolobosea, Eutetramitea, Acrasida, Naegleriidae.